Messenger RNA from Psylliodes chrysocephalus, 5587 nucleotides. NCBI's taxonomy places the organism in Eukaryota, Metazoa, Arthropoda, Insecta, Coleoptera, Chrysomelidae. The record is from the annotation of a GenBank genome assembly.
GUAAAAUUUGACAGUAAGCACCGCGUAGUGUUUUGUGCUUUUGUGGUCAGCUGCUGCAAAUGUACGGGACGGAGACGACAGAAGCAGACGGUCUUUGUGCCCCACUUUGUUGUUCCAACUUCCAACAGUUCCAUCCAAGAUGUGUCGCUUGUGUUAACCAAAUUUAUAUACUUAUUUGGUAGUUGUUCAAGGAAAGGAAAGUCGAUGUUAAGAAAUGGCUAUUGAUGGAUUUUACAAAACAAAUCCAAAAGUAUUGUGUAAUAAAAUUGUGCCACUAUGGAGUGAUGUGAUUGUAUUAUUAGUUAACAAUUCUUGAUUUGGGGUAAUAGAUGGAGGACAAGGGGGUGAAACCGCGGCCUCGAUCAAAUUCAGCAAGAGUAUUGGUUUUUAAUGAACCAAAGCCUGGUAUCCGUUUAGAGCAGAGGCAAAAUUCUUGUGCUGAAUCAUGGAUUUCACGAAAACAUCAAUCAGAUACAGAAAAUGGCACUUCUAACCUAGUUAGGAUAAGAAAGUCGGCCUUGGGGAAGUCGGCUCCAUCAUUGUCCUUAAACAUGAAGGAGUCAUGUCCUGUAAACAGGAGAAAUAGUCGGUCAGCUGCAAUUCAUAGAUUAAGUUUCGUCACGAAUACAAGUCCUAUACUACCAAGAUCUCAUUCGCCUGUAUGUGGUAGUCCACUCGAUAGUCCUAGAACACACACAAGUUUAAACAACUUCACAUUUGCACCCAUCAAAAGAAUUGUUGCUGGUUACCGAGGAGAUGGAAGAAGAUGGUCAGUUGCCUCCCUACCAUCGUCUGGAUAUGGAACUACUCCGGGAAGCUCUAAUCUAUCUUCAAAAUGUUCUAGUCAAGAAAGGUUGCAUCAGUUACCCCAUAUUCCUACCUCCGAAGAUAUUCGAAUAUUGACUCACCACUUUUCAAGCAACGAAAGCAAUGCAUCUGGUGCUAGUGGUGAAGAAAAUUCUUCCACAAGCCAUCGGUCUCCACUCCACAGACCUAGAUCUCGGAGCUUAAGUAGUCCAAGUAGAUCUCCAGUAAUAGACAACGAAAUUUGUAUGAUGAACGUUUUGUACAAGGAACGCUUCCCGAAAGCCACCCAACAAAUGGAGGAAAGAUUGACGAACUUCAUAGAAGAGAACAAGACUUUGGAUUUCGGAAAAGAUUGUGAUUAUUUACCCAUAGUUCGAUUCGUCCAUCAUCAGGUACUAGAAAUAGCAAGAGAUUGUUUACACAAGUCGCAAAGCAAGCUUAUUACCAGUCAGUAUUUUCAUGAGAUGUCGGAAAAUUUAGAAAGAUUGUUAACAGAAACUAAGGAAAAAUCCGAAGACGCAGCUAAUUUAAUGAUGAGCUUCAUCAAAAAACUACUUUUAAUAAUCUCCCGACCCGCUCGUCUAUUAGAAUGCCUAGAAUUUGAUCCAGAGGAAUUUUACCAUUUCCUAGAAGCGGCGGAAGGUCAAGUAAAGGGCGUACAAGGCAUAAAAGCCGACAUACCUCAAUACAUUAUUCAGAAACUCGGUUUAAACAGAGAUCCGAUAGCAGAGCUCCAGCAGGAGUUAAGAGACUGCACUUGGUCAAACGAAAACAAGCCUAUGGUUCUGAACGCGACUCCAACGAUGAGAAAAACUUUGUCGAAUCCUAACGAACACGAUUUCGAAGUUGUUAAACUGAUUUCAAACGGAGCGUACGGUGCUGUUUACUUAGUCAAACACAAGCAUACACGUUUGAGAUUCGCCAUGAAAAAGAUAAACAAGAAUAACUUAAUGUUACGCAACCAAGUUGAACAAGUUUUUGCCGAAAGGGAUAUACUGAGUUUUGCUGAUAAUCCGUUCGUCGUCAGUAUGUAUUGCAGUUUUGAAACCAAGAAACAUUUGUGUUUAGUGAUGGAAUAUGUUGAGGGCGGCGAUUGUGCAAGCUUAUUGAAAAAUAUUGGACCACUGCCUGCCGAUAUGGCAAGAUUUUAUUUUGCUGAGACUGUCUUAGCCGUGGAGUACUUACAUUCUUAUGGGAUUGUGCAUAGGGAUUUAAAGCCAGAUAACCUUUUAAUAACAGCGUUGGGUCAUAUUAAAUUGACAGAUUUUGGUCUUAGUAAAGUUGGAUUAAUGUCAUUGGCAACAAACUUAUAUGAAGGAUAUAUGGAUACGGACUCAAGAAAAUUUUCAGAUAAGCAAGUCUUUGGUACACCAGAAUACAUUGCUCCUGAAGUAAUCUUACGUCAAGGUUAUGGAAAGCCUGUGGAUUGGUGGUCCAUGGGAAUCAUCCUCUACGAAUUUCUUAUUGGCUGUGUUCCAUUUUUCGGUGAUACCCCUGAAGAACUGUUUGCGCACACCGUGCAAGACGAGAUAGAAUGGCCUGAAAAUGAAGACUGGCCUGUACAAGGAGAAGCUAAAGAUCUCAUAAUUUCACUCUUACAGCAUUCUCCAAGAGACAGACUUGGUACCGGCGGCGCACACGAAAUUAAAGAUCAUGUUUAUUUUCAUGGAAUAGACUGGAAUUCGUUACUUAGAAAAAAGGCUGAAUUUAUACCUCAACUCGAACACGAUGAAGACACUAGUUAUUUCGAUAGUAGAAUAGAUCGUUAUACUCACGAAUUAGAAGAUGAUACUGAUGAUACGGACGAUUCUCCCGUUUUUGGAUUAUUUUCUUCAUGUUCUCCUCAAUACAAAAAAGUAUCUGAAAUGAGUUCACUUAGUACAGAUACGGAUCCUGACAAUCAUAGUACUUUAUCUCUAAAAACUAGUGCCUCUGACAUGUCAGUACCAGGAACUCCCGACACAAUUGAGUUCAAACCUCGAGCGAGAUUGCCAGAUUAUUUGACACCACGUACCAUUGAAAAAAGAAAACCUGAAAAUAAACUGAUUUCUCUUGAUUUAUCAUCCUGCACAAUAACUACCCCCGAAUCUUCUCAAACAGACAGUGACGAUGUUUCACCUCAAAUAAAUAGAAGAAAGAAGACUGCUCAUACUAGAGACUUCCUGCCCAAGUUCUCUAUAUCUGUUGAAGAUGAACAUUGUGCUGGAACUUUAGCCGAAAAUAGGGAAUUCCCCUCUUUGAGUCAAAUAAAAGCUGGGCUAAUUGGGCAUUCAUCAAGAUCUGUUGUUAGAAGCGCCAGUACUUCUGGACUCUCACUUAUGAUUCCAACUGAUGAUAUAACAACUACUCACAUAAUCCAUUCUCCAGGAGCAGGCGGAGGGUCUAGUACUGCUAGUUCACGAGAUACUUCACCUUGCAGAGAAUUAUCUCCCCUAGGAACCACGCUGAAACCACCUAUAAUAAUCCGUAGAGGUCCUAAAGGAUUUGGUUUCACUGUUCACACUAUCCGUGUAUACUAUGGUGAUACAGAUGUCUACACAAUGCAUCAUUUAGUAAUGGCUGUAGACGAAGGAAGUCCUGCCUUUGAAGCUGGACUCCGACCAGCGGAUUUGAUAACCCAUAUUAACGGCGAAACUGUCCAAGGUCUCUAUCAUACUCAAGUCCUACAAUUACUACUUGGCGGAGCAGAACACGUUAGCUUAAGAGCAACACCCUUGGAACAAACUUCAAUCAAGACUGGUGGACGGAAAAGAGAACCUGGACAAAGCAAGUUAGCCAGACGUAGCCUAAACAGACAAAAGAAACAGAAAAAGGAGAGUGACAAAAGAAGAAAAACGUCACUUUUUAAGAGAAUCAGCAGCAAGAGAGCUAGCGUUGAAAUGCAACAGGUCAAGAUCUCUAGUAGCAGCCUUCAAUCUCCUGUUGGUGUAACUCCCUCUAGAAGCUUCCAAUCGUUCACUAAAAGUGGAGAUAGUACUUUCAACUCGCCUUCAGUCCGUUCUGUCCCCACACGGUCAAACUUGUCAACUCCAGAAUCGUUCUCGCUUACAACAACUGCAUUUUCAACUCAAUCUUCAUCUUCGGAAAGUCCUUCUCCUACUACCGUUCCCACAAAUCGAAACAGCAAACAGCACUAUCAAAGGCCUUCGACUUUACAUGGCCUAAAACACAAACUCCAUACUACAGGGUGUCCGAAAGCUUUACAUGCAGCAGGUCCAGUUUGUUCACCUGCUGUACAAAGUAGAAGAAAGUCUGUAGGACAUAUUCCUCUUUCUCCAUUAGCUAGGACCCCUUCGCCUUCUCCGUUACCUGCUUCCCCUACCAGAUCUCCUAGUCCUUUAGCGUUUCCCAUUGGCCACCAGCCUGGAAGUUCCAACACCACUCAGUCCUACAGUCCAAGCGCGGGCUCAGCGCCGAUCACAAUCAUAGGACAGCCUAAGAAAGGUUUCCCUAGAGCUAAAGGAGGAGAACCUGGAUCUCCUCUGCUGAGAAGAGCUUUAUCUCCUGACAGACUACAUCCGAGAAGUGCCGAAAGCAAAUGUUCAAUUUCGCCACUUUGCUCCUCGGGCAGCACCUGUAGUACCAACGUUAAAUGUCAAAGUAGGGUGGUAGGGAGUUCUUCUGUUUGGCAUCCUAAUACUCAACACGAUAGAGAUAAGGAGAGCGAUUUGGACAGCUCACAAUCUAGUGAUUCAAGUUUAAAUUCGUCCACAGCAUCUGAAAAUCGUCUAUCUCUAAACUUAUCAGGAGUAGGUGAGCUUUUACCUAGGAUAGCAGAAGAAAAAGACUCGCCAACAAAUGUACAAGAAGUAAAACUGAAGAAAACUGCAAAAGAUGAAAAAAUAUAUGUCUCAGAGGAGAAAACCAGUGCUAAAGAUCAAUCUAAGGGAGAAACAUCAAAUGUUAAAGACCAGCCAAAAGAAGGUAGUGAAAAAACUGAAAAGAAACUUAUCACUAAACAAUCACCGAAGGGAGAAAAAAAAUCUACCAUAACUGUUGAUGACAGGUUAAAGGAUGAAGGAAAAAAGAAAGAUGAAGAGAAAAACCUGCAAAAAAUUGAUAAAAGUAUUAAAUGUGAAGAAAAUCAAAAUAAAAUUAAUAAAGAUAAGAAGACCAAAGUUGAAGAGAGUGAUAAAGAUAAAGAAAAGAAGACCAAAGUAGAAGAACCGCAAAGCAAAAUUGACAAAGACAAGGAAAAGAAAGCGAAAGUAGACGAAAUACAAAGCAAAGAUAGGAACAAGGCUGAUGAAAGUAAAAUGAAAGAAGACAAGAAAACAAGAGUCGAGGAAAAUAAAAAUAAAGAGAAAGAAAAAAAAUGUAAAACAGAUGAUUAUAAGAUAAAAGCGCAAAAAGAAAAACCAGGUAAAUGUGAUGAUAAAUCUCCAGAAAAAGACAAAAAAAUGGUUAAAGCUGAAGAAAGUCAAUCCAAAGGAGGAGAGAAGGAUGGAAAAAAAGGAAAUCGAAUGGAAGAGAAAGCAGAAUCUUCUCAGUUAAAGUCUGACAAAAAAGACAAAAAUAUGAAAUAAGUGGUAUAGAAUUUAGUGGUACACGUCCACAGUCUUUUAUUCUCCAUGUAUACAGCAUUAGAGGUGACUAGAAAGUGUAACGAAAAUUUAUUUAUUCCAUUACAAUUUGUUGGUUAUUAAUUGCUCAAUCAUAGAUUAUUGUCUUUGAUGAAAAUAUUAUUGGAACUAGUCAUUGUCAAAUACUAUUUUAAAGGGAAUGGUUAUCUUUAAGGGGAUUUUUGUACAGUACCAAUUUUUUUUAUUAUUCAAAAACA